GCGGCGCUGAGCAGCUUAGUGGCUCGUGAAGUAGUUUGGUGCUGGAAGUGUUUGGAUUAUUACGAAGAACAGACAAGGAGGAACGACAUGGCGCUUAACCUGACUAUCAACAGCGGUAACCCACCUCUUGGGGCUCUGUUGGCAGCUGAACAUGUGAAGGACAGCAUCAGUAUUUCUGUGGAGGAGGGCAAAGACACCAUGCUCCAUGUCUCUGAUCAGGUGCAGUUCAGUGACGUAAACUCCAUCACACGUUAUCUCGCCCGAGUAGCUCCAGCGUUAGGACUGUAUGGUUCUAACAUGAUGGAGCAAACUGAGGUUGAUCAUUGGCUGGAGUUCAGUGCCCGUCGUCUUCGUGCUGAGUCAGAUCUGUCUCCUGCUCUGGCUGAGCUGGAUAAAGCUCUGGCACUGAGAACAUUCCUGGUGGGUCACAGUGUAACCCUGGCUGACCUCUGCAUUUGGGCUGCUCUCAAAGGAAAUGGCGAGUCACAGGCCAAGCAAAGCUCCUACCCGCAUCUGUGCCGCUGGUUUUCUUUGCUGAGCUCCCAGGUGCCAUUCAGUUCUGUGGGCAGUAAAUGGGCCAGCAAGAUCAGUGCCAACAAAGCCACUCCUGUGGUGAAAAAGAAACCGGAUUUGGGAAAAUUUGAGGAGCUCCCUGGUGCUGAGAUUGGCAAAGUAGUGGUGCGCUUUCCACCAGAGGCUAGUGGAUACCUGCACAUCGGCCACGCCAAAGCAGCUCUGCUUAAUCAGCACUACCAGGUCAAUUUCAAGGGAAAGUUAAUCAUGCGUUUUGAUGACACUAACCCAGAGAAGGAGAAAGAGGACUUUGAGAAGGUGAUCCUGGAGGAUGUGGCCAUGCUACAGAUCAAACCAGACGAGUUCACCUACACAAGUGACCACUUUCCCACCAUCCAGCGCCUGGCAGACAAACUCCUUCAGGAGGGAAAGGCCUACAUAGAUGACACACCUCCAGACAUCAUGAAACAAGAAAGAGAGCAAAGGGUUGAGUCUCACAACCGCAUCAACUCUGUGGAGAAAAACAUGCAUAUGUGGGAGGAGAUGAAGAAAGGCACAGAGUACGGCCAGACCUGUUGCAUGAGAGCGAAGAUUGACAUGAACUCCAACAAUGGCUGCAUGCGUGAUCCCACACUGUACCGCUGCAAGAACGCCCCUCACCCUCGCACUGGCAGCACAUACAAAGUCUAUCCCACGUAUGAUUUUGCUUGCCCCAUCGUGGACAGUGUUGAGGGGGUGACGCAUGCCUUGCGUACUACUGAGUACCAUGACAGAGAUGAGCAGUUCUACUGGGUAAUAGAUGCAUUGGGUCUGCGGAAGCCCUACAUCUGGGAGUAUGCCCGACUGAAUCUUAACAACACUUUGCUGUCCAAGAGGAAGCUCACCUGGUUUGUUGACCAGGGCUAUGUGGAAGGCUGGGAUGACCCACGUUUCCCCACAGUCAGAGGUGUGUUGCGUAGAGGAAUGACUGUUGAGGGACUCAAACAAUUCAUUGCUGCUCAGGGAGGAUCCAAAUCUGUGGUGAACAUGGAGUGGGACAAGAUCUGGGCAUUCAACAAGAAGAUCAUUGACCCAGUCGCUCCCAGAUACACAGCCCUACUGAGCUCAAAGGUGGUUCCAGUCUUCAUUUCUGAAGCCAAGGAGGAGAUGAAGGAGGUUGCCAAACAUCCCAAGAAUGCAGACGUGGGAAUGAAGCAGUUGUGGUAUGGCCCAAAUGUGUUUGUUGAGGGUGCUGAUGCCGAAACUUUUACUGAGGGCGAGAUAGUAACCUUCAUCAAUUGGGGAAACAUCAUCAUCACCAAAAUCAACAGGGACAGCAGUGGAGCGAUUUCUGGUCUGGAAGCCCGUCUAAACCUGGAAAACACAGAUUUUAAAAAGACCACUAAGAUCACGUGGCUGGCUGACACCACCCACGCUCCAUUCCUGCCCACUGUUUGUGUCAACUACAGCCACCUCAUUACCAAACCAGUCCUCGGCAAGGAUGACAAUUUUAAGGAUUACAUCAACAAGAACAGCAAGGUAGAGGAGAAGAUGCUGGGAGACCCUUGCCUAAAGGACCUGAAGAAAGGUGACAUCAUUCAGCUGCAGAGGCGGGGCUUCUACAUCUGUGAUCAACCUUAUGAGCCAAACAGUCCCAACAGCUGUAAGGAAAGCCCCUGUGUCCUGCUCUACAUCCCAGAUGGACACACUAAAGAGAUGCCCACUGCUGGCUCCAAGGGCAAGUGCCAAGCAGCUGCUAAACCAGUAACGGAAACUACCACUUCCGCUCCAGCACAGAAGAGCUUUACUGCCCCAACCCCUGCCGCAGGAAGUCCAAUCCCUGCUUCCUCCUCUUGUCCUUUCACUCGUGUUGCUGAGCAAGGCGAGGUGGUUCGAAAACUGAAGGCUGAAAAAGUAUCCAAGGACCAGGUUGAUGCAGCAGUAAAACAGCUUUUGGCUCUGAAGGAAGAAUAUAAGCAGGUGACGGGGCAAGAAUACAAGCCCGGUGCUCCUCCAGCUGGUGCUUCUCCAUCGACUCCAGCACACCCUGCCACCACCACUGUAGUGUCUUGCUCCUCAGACAACUCUCCUUUGGCUAUUUACGAGCAUGUCUCUCAACAAGGAGACCUUGUGAGGAAACUGAAAACAGAAAAUUCACCCAAGGAUCAGGUAGAUGCAGCUGUGAAGCAGUUGCUGAAACUUAAAGCUGAGUACAAGCAGCAAACUGGACAGGAAUACAAACCAGGUGUGCCUCCUUCCACAGCUCCCAUCCAAACUCAGUCUAGCCAAUCCCAACCUCAGUCCAGCUCCUCCCCUCAGGCUCAAGCUCUGUUUGCAGACAUUGCCCAGCAGGGGGAGCAAGUGAGACGACUCAAGGCAGAGAAUGCUGCUAAGGAGCAAGUGGAUAAAGCAGUGAAGACUCUGCUUGAGCUGAAGGGUCAAUAUAAAGCCCUUACUGGAGAGGAGUACAAACCUGUUACUAGCUCAGGAGCCUCAGGAAACACAGGAGGAGAAGACAAGAGCCGCAAGGAGCGAGAGAACAAGUCUGAGAAGCAGGGAGGAGGUGGAGGAGGAUGCAAACAGCAGAAGGGAGGAGAGAAACCUCAGCAAGGUCAAGAAUCUGGAGCCGGUGGAGCAGGAGACAGCCAGGGGCCAAAGAAACAGACACGAUUGGGCCUUGAGGCAAAGAAAGAGGAAAACCUGGCUGAAUGGUAUUCGCAGGUGAUCACCAAAGCCGAGAUGAUCGAGUACUAUGAUGUUAGUGGCUGUUACGUGUUGAGGCCCUGGUCUUAUGCUAUCUGGGAUGCCAUCAAAGAGUUCUUUGACCGGGAGAUCAAGAAGCUGGGUGUGGAGAACUGCUAUUUCCCCAUGUUUGUUUCUCAGGCUGCCCUGGAGAAGGAGAAAACCCAUAUUGCAGACUUCGCACCAGAGGUUGCUUGGGUGACAAGAUCAGGAAAGACGGAGCUGGCAGAGCCCAUUGCAGUGCGUCCCACUAGUGAGACAGUCAUGUACCCGGCCUAUGCCAAGUGGGUCCAGUCACACAGAGACCUGCCGCUCAAACUCAACCAGUGGUGCAACGUUGUGCGUUGGGAGUUCAAACACCCCCAGCCUUUCUUGAGGACCAGAGAGUUCCUAUGGCAAGAGGGACACACAGCUUUUGCUACCAAGGAGGAAGCCGAAGAGGAGGUGCUGCAGAUUCUAGACCUGUAUGUUCGGGUGUACGAGGAGCUGAUGGCCAUCCCUGUGAUCAAGGGCAGGAAAACUGAGAAGGAGAAGUUUGCUGGAGGAGACUACACCACCACUGUGGAAGCUUUUAUCUCAGCCAGCGGCAGAGCUAUUCAGGGUGCCACAUCUCAUCACCUGGGUCAGAACUUCUCCAGAAUGUUUGAGAUUGUCUUUGAAGACCCCAAGAAGCCAGGUGAGAAGCAGUUUGCCUUCCAGAACUCUUGGGGCAUCACUACCAGAACCAUUGGAGUCCUGACAAUGGUUCAUGGAGACAACAUGGGCCUGGUGCUGCCCCCCAGAGUAGCAUGUCUACAGGUGAUCAUCAUUCCUUGUGGCAUCACAGCCUCUUUGCCUGAAGCAGAGAAAGAUCUUCUAUUGGCCCAGUGCUCCAAAUAUCUUUCCAGACUGCAGAGGGCCGAUAUCAGAGUGAAGGCUGACCUGCGUGAGAACUACUCACCCGGCUGGAAGUUCAACCAUUGGGAGCUGAAGGGUGUGCCCAUAAGGUUGGAGGUUGGGCCAAAGGACUUAAAGCAGGGCCAGUGUGUGGCAGUAAGGAGAGACACAGGAGACAAAAUCAUUAUGCCAGAGGCUGAAACAGAGAAGAAAAUCAAAAACCUUCUGGAAGAGAUACAGAACAACCUCUUCAAGCGGGCUUCUGAUGAUUUGAACAAACACAUGGUUGUGGCAGAUACGAUGGAGCAAUUCCAGAAAGAUCUGGACCAGGAAAGGAUUGUACAAAUACCCUUCUGUGGAGGUAUCGAGUGUGAGGACUGGAUAAAGAAGACCACAGCCAAGGAUCAAGAUCUGGAGCCUGGUGCACCUUCAAUGGGAGCUAAGAGUCUGUGUAUCCCCUUCGAGCCCUUGAAGAUCUUGCAGCCUGGUCAGAUGUGCGUCAGCGGCAAAGAACCUGCCCAGCACUACACGCUGUUUGGACGCAGUUAUUGAGAUAUUCUGUCAUCCCUAUCCACCAACUAGUGGCUUUCCCCUUUUAAACAAAUGCACUAGCAAGAUUUGCUGUAACAUAUGACAUCUGUAAUUCUCUUACCACUGAUCAUUCUGCAUUUCCUAUGUCUUUCUGGACUUAUUUUAAUUAGCUGAUCAGUUCUGGGCUAAGAUUUAGGAAUCCUUUGUGGCCGUAGUAAACCUUAGCACAUCUUUAUCCUAAAUAAAUACCUGGCAGUUGUAAUAAACUAAACAUUGUCUGUAAUAAAGGGAUUCUUAAUUUCUAUAAUUUUGCUGUCCCUCUUGAUUACUUUUCUAAUAUGUUUAUAUGGAGAAUCAGUUGACUAUUGUUGUCUUAAAUGAUAAUUGAUCUGGCCAUGGUUUGACAAGAUCCCAUUUGGUAGAUCACAAUGGUUGCCACUGGAAUGAACAAACUUUGGUAUGUUUGUGUAGUUUUCUGGUCUCUCUCUCUCUCUCUCUCUCUCUCUCUCUCUCUCUCUAUCUCUCUAUCUCUCUCCCUCCCUCUCUGCCUCUGCCAAAUAUGUAUUUGUCUAAGAUAACGAUGAACAAACCAGUGAGGUUAGUAGAUUUGCCAGUCACUGGAAAAAUCCAGUAAGGUUUAUGCAAAAUAUUCCAUGUACCAAGAGAUUCCAGCCAUGAUUCCAUUUUACAC
This is a messenger RNA of Xyrauchen texanus (razorback sucker), 5332 nucleotides long. Its product is annotated as bifunctional glutamate/proline--tRNA ligase-like. Gene Ontology annotation, biological process: glutamyl-tRNA aminoacylation; prolyl-tRNA aminoacylation; translation. The record is from RefSeq and is a predicted model, not a curated record. Gene Ontology annotation, cellular component: cytoplasm; aminoacyl-tRNA synthetase multienzyme complex. The coding region runs from base 88 to 4662 and encodes 1524 amino acids. Gene Ontology annotation, molecular function: ATP binding; proline-tRNA ligase activity; glutamate-tRNA ligase activity. Lineage: Eukaryota; Metazoa; Chordata; Actinopteri; Cypriniformes; Catostomidae. The transcript is spliced from 33 exons.